Messenger RNA from Cladophialophora immunda, 1215 nucleotides. Its product is annotated as dephospho-CoA kinase. Lineage: Eukaryota; Fungi; Ascomycota; Eurotiomycetes; Chaetothyriales; Herpotrichiellaceae. Gene Ontology annotation, molecular function: ATP binding; dephospho-CoA kinase activity. Bases 205 to 1056 code for a protein of 283 amino acids. The transcript has 2 exons. Gene Ontology annotation, biological process: coenzyme A biosynthetic process. The record is from RefSeq and is a predicted model, not a curated record.
CGAGCCGGAAUAUUGUUGCGCCGGACUCCGAAAUCGACCUCGGCCAUCGUCGGCAUUUGCGAUUGAGCAGUGCUGUGGUGCGAUUCAGACCACUCGGUACAGUGAAGUUGCACUGCUCGUUUCCGCUGGGUCUACAGGUCUGCAACACUGUCUCGCAAAGUGUCCUAUGCUUGAGUAACCACUGGUCGCGCAAAGAACGCAAAGAUGCUGGUCAUCGGUCUCACAGGCUCGAUCGCGACGGGCAAAUCCACCUGCGCUCAGAUCCUGUCCUCCCCGCCAUACUCGCUGCCCCUGGUGGACGCCGACCUGCUCGCACGAAAAGCCGUGGAACCGGGCACAUGGGGAUACCGACGCAUAGUUUCGACCUUUGGUCCCACCACGCCGGACCUCCUCCUGCCGGCCUCGGAUCCCCAGUGCGGCGGAAAUGAAGCUGGGCCGAACGGGAAGGGAAGACCGCUGAACAGACCCGCGUUGGGGAGAAGAGUAUUCGGGAACACAGAGGAGAGGGUACGAGACAGAAAGAAGCUCAACGCCAUCGUCCAUCCCGCGGUACGGAUCCUGAUGGCGCGCGCGAUGCUGUAUUACUACUUCCGAGGGUACUGGGCGGUCCUGGUCGACGUGCCCUUGUUGUUUGAGUCCGGCCUCGACAUCUUCUGCAGCACGGUCAUUGUGGUCGCUGUCUCCGAUCCGGCGAUCCAGAUGCAACGGCUCCGAGAGCGAGAUCCGCAUCUAUCGCCUGAAGACGCCGAGAACAGAGUCAAGAGCCAGGUUGAUGUUCGCGAGAAGGCGGCGCGGUGUGAGCGUCGAAAUAACGGCAACAAGGGUGCUGGAAAAGGCUAUGUCCUCUACAAUGAUGGCAGCAAAGACGAUCUCAAGCUUCAGAUCGCGGACGUCAUGGGGAAGGUCAAGGCCAAAAGCCCGCGGUGGUGGAGUCUGCUGCUUCUCGUUUGUCCACCUCUCAUGGCGACGAUCGCUUCCUGGGAAGUUCUCUGGAGCUGGUAUGCGCGACGGAAGACCAUCAAGGAGAGAGGCGAAGAAAUGGCCAAGCCAAAAUAAAAUAAGACGAUGUCGAACAGUACUUGAUACAUUUGUAAACAAACUCCGGUUCGGUUUGAAGGAUAGGUAGAUAUUCCAAAGAACUUUCGAUAUAAGUAUCGCCUUAGCUGGCGACUCUACCUCUCCCUCCUCUUAUUUUAAAAGAACAGAAAAAUUCAA